Molecule: messenger RNA, 7812 nt
Organism: Oncorhynchus masou masou (cherry salmon)
Lineage: Eukaryota; Metazoa; Chordata; Actinopteri; Salmoniformes; Salmonidae
Product: nucleolar and coiled-body phosphoprotein 1-like
Exons: 11
Coding region: 125-2359 (744 amino acids)
Molecular function (GO): protein binding
Source: RefSeq, a predicted model, not a curated record
GGCCAAAGUUGAAAGUUUACCAUGCCCGAUGUGAAGAACGAAAGCAUGCACACCGAUGUGGCCAAGUUUAUUAAAUUCGUUAAAAUGUAACGUUAUCUUGUUGUGUUUGUGUUAACGUUUGAAUAUGUCUUUAAGGAAGGCGCAUGCUUCAAAUCAAAAAUUGAACCAUUUGAUCUACCAGUAUUUAAAAGAGAAUGGCUUCCAGAAAGCUGCAGAAGAACUCAAGAAGCAUGUGAAGAAGGGUGGAGAACCAGAAGCCUUGUCAACAUCACUACUGGAGAUCUACAAUAAAUGGUUCGGAGAUACUUCCAAGACCACAGAAAAGGGAACAGAACCAGAUUCUUCCAAGUUAAAAAAGAACUGUCAAGCAGACCCUGAAAGCAGCACAGAGAGCUCAAGUUCAGCAGAGGAAGAAACAAACCCUGUGAAAGGCUCCCAGACCCCAAAGCAUCAGAGCCCAGCUACUGCCAGACCAGCUAAGGGCAGGGCUGCAGUGCAGAGCACCUUUGGAGGAAAGGCCACAGUGGGGGAGAGCUCUGGGUCUGACAGCUCAGAGGUCUCUGAAGACUCAGAGAGUAAGGAGACACCACCACAGAAAAUCCCUGUGACACCCAAAGCCAAUCAUGUUCCAGCUGCAAAGGUCAAGGCCAGGUCUGCGGUCACACCAUUGACCCUGAACAAGAAACCAGCAGAGAGCUCAGACAGUGACAGCAGCUCAGGGAGUGAAGAUGAGAGCCAGAGUCUGCUUCCACAGACAACAGCUGCCACAACUAAAGCUACACCAGUGAAGCAACCAAAACCAAGUUCAACAGCCAAGACAAAAGACACUCCUGCUACCCCAGCUAAACCAGUGGUUGCUGCUACGCCAAGCAAGGCACCAUCUACUGCCCCAGCCUCACCAAAAGGAAAGAAGGUGACCACAAAAGACAAGAAAGCAACCGCAACAAAGAAAGCACAGGCCUCAGCUUCAUCAGCCAAGAGGAAGAGAUGUGAAGAGAAACCAGGGGACAUGCCCGCUAAUGACAAGAGGAAGAAGCCCUCCCCUCCACAGGUGGAGACUGUCAUGGUCGCCAUGCCUCAGACCCCUCCUGUUCCUCCUCCUACUGGGGGAGACGAGUCUGACUCAGACUCUGACACCGAACUGGAUGUGGAGAAGUGGAAGAAACUGGCACGGGAACUGUCAGACGCUGAUAUUGCCAAAAUAGACACCAUCACUGCACUGAAUGCUCCACCUGCUCCCACCUCACCUGCCUCAGCAGCAAAGAAAACAAGAGCACCGAGGAAGCCCAGGGCUAAAUCUGCACUGGAAACACCCCCCAAUCCCAGGGCCAAAUCUGCAACGAAAACCCCAAAACCCAAGGCUGACGCUGCAGUGAAAAAGUCUGGUCAUGGUAAAAAGGUCAAAGCUACAACUGAAAAAAAAGCCAUGGCUGAGGAGAAUGGGAAGACCAAGACACCAGCAAUAGACAGUAAAGCCAAGUCUAGUCAAGUGAAGAAGGCAGCACCUCCCUCCCCAUCCCCUGAAGGCCAAGCAGAGGAGAUCAACAGUAAUACAGCUGACCUAAUAGUUGUAGCAAACAAACAGCCACCCUCCAUGCUCUCUACCACAACACUUAAUAGAAAACAGACAGCCAAGAAAGGAAAGAGGAAAAAUGGGAACAUUAGUAAGGCUAAAGCAGAUAAGAAUCUACCAGAACCCAAGAAGAAGAAAAAGAAAAAGGAGAUUGUAGAGGAGAAGACGGAACCAGAGAAGAAGAAAAAGGAGAAGACGACUAAGGAGAAUGGGGCAGAAAAAGAGAAGGAAAGAAAGAAGAAACAGGAGAAGAUGAGCAGGGACAAUGAGACUGAGAAGAAACAGGAGAAGAUGUGCAGGGACAAUGAGACUGAGAAGAAACAGGAGAAGACGUGCAGGGACAAUGAGACUGAGAAGAAACAGGAGAAGAUGUGCAGGGACAAUGAGACUGAGAAGAAACAGGAAAAGAUGUGCAGGGACAAUGAGACUGAGAAGAAACAGGAGAAGACGUGCAGGGACAAUGAGACUGAGAAGAAACAGGAGAAGAUGAGCAGGGACAAUGAGACUGAGAAGAAACAGGAGAAGACGUGCAGGGACAAUGAGACUGAGAAGAAACGGGGAAAAGACAAGAACAAGACUAAAGGGAAUGGCGUUAAAAGUGACCCACUAACUCCACCCACCACAGGAACGCCUGAUCCUCCAACAGAGAAGAAGAAAAAGAAGAACAAGCUGAAACUCUCAGUGGAGAUUGCAGUGCCUGAGACUCCGGUCACCCCUGUACAGGCAUCCACAAAGACCCCUCCAAGAAAGAAAAAUAAAUCAUCUAAGAGUAAGUCAGGCCUUUAGAGAUGAAGGUCACCUACAAUGGGGCUGUGUCAAGUGUGGACCUGGACCCAGGAUUCUACUUAAAUGAUAGUUGAGCAAUAAUGGUAAAGACUGUCUGUCCACAUAAUGGUCUCCCUAGACCAAAUCGACUGGGCCCAGCUUUUCAAAAGUUAUCCGGAUUUCGCAUAUCGGGGAGGUUGAAAUGCAUAGAAAUAGAAUUAAUAGAACAGAAGUCCCAAUUCAAGUCAAUGAUUUGUCUGUCCUAUUCAUUCAAUUUCUAUGCAUUUAAUUGUAUCCGAUGGGCGAAAUCCAGAUAGAUAACGUUAGAAAAGCCGGGCCCUGGAGAUUUGUUCGAUUUUUUUUACAACAUUGUAUACUGUAUUAAAUGAACAUUUUUCCUGUUGGUACAUUUUAUUGAAGUUAAAACAUUGAUUUUUAUUAGUUUAUCCCCUCCAAAAUAAUUGUACAGUUUGCUGUUUUGCAUACUAUGUGAUGUGCUGCAGCUAUCUAUGUUACUGUACAUUUUAAUUAUGAUGUUUCCUUGCAUGUUUGUGUGAUAGUGACAAACAGAACGUUUUAAGGAAAUGUCAAGUUUACUAUAGCAUUAGCCCAUUCAUAGCCGCUAACUACCUUUAGGGCCUAUUGAUGAUAGUAACUUCUGACCGGGGGAGUUUUGUUAAGAGCCCCGACGCUCUUUCUGAAUGUGAACAUGCAUUGAAUUUUGAAACAUAAGGAACGUACACUACCGUUUAAAAGUUUGGGGUCACUUAGAAAUGUCCUUGUUUUUGAAAGAGAAGCACAUUUUUUGUCCAUUAAAAUAAUUUCAAAUUGAUCAGAAAUACAGUGUAGACAUUGUUAAUGUUGUAAAUGACUAUUGUAGCUGGAAACUGCAGAUUUUUUUAUGGAAUAUCUACAUAGGCGUACAGAGGCCCAUUAUCAGCAACCAUCACUCCUGUGUUCCAAUGGCAUGUUUUGUUAGCUAAUUCAAGUUUAUCACUUUAAAAUAGUAAUUGAUCAUUAGAAAACCCUUUUGCAAUUAUAUUAGCACAGCUGAAAUCUGUUGUUCUGAUUAAAGAAGCAAUAAAAACUUGAUUUUAUUGCUUUCAAAAACAAGGACAUUUCUAAGUGACCCCAAACGUUUGAACAGUAGUGUAUAUAUUCAUAUCAGUGAGAAGAAAAUAUACUUUAUAGGGUUAAGGUUCCUACACAGCCAUUUCUCCAUGUUACAGAGCUUGUUUAUGGAAAACAGAAGCGACUACCUGUGCUAAUUAGCUAUCUGCGUCUCCGAACACCUCAAAUCAAAUCAAAUGUAUUUAUAUAGCCCUUCGUACAUCAGCUGAUAUCUCAAAGUGCUGUACAGAAACCCAGCCUAAAACCCCAAACAGCAAGCAAUGCAGGUGUAGAAGCACGUGGUUAGGAAAAACUCCCUAGAAAGGCCAAAACCUAGGAAGAAACCUAGAGAGGAACCAGGCUAUGUGGGGUGGCCAGUCCUCUUCUGGCUGUGCCGGGUAGAGAUUAUAACAGAACAUGGCCAAGAUGUUCAAAUGUUCAUAAAUUACCAGCAUGGUCGAAUAAUAAUAAGGCAGAACAGUUGAAACUGGAGCAGCAGCACGGCCAGGUGGACUGGGGACAGCAAGGAGUCAUCAUGUCAGGUAGUCCUGGGGCAUGGUCCUAGGGCUCAGGUCCUCUGAGAGAGAGAAAGAAAGAGAAUUAGAGAGAGCAUAUGUGGGGUGGCCAGUCCUCUUCCGGGCUGUGCCGGGUGGAGAUUAUAACAGAACAUGGCCAAGAUGUUCAAAUGUUCAUAAAUGACCAGCAUGGUCGAAUAAUAAUAAGGCAGAACAGUUGAAACUGGAGCAGCAGCAUGGCCAGGUGGACUGGGGACAGCAAGGAGUCAUCAUGUCAGGUAGUCCUGGGGCAUGGUCCUAGGGCUCAGGUCCUCGGAGAGAGAGAAAGAGAGAGAGAAGGAGAGAAUUAGAGAACGCACACUUAGAUUCACACAGGACACCGAAUUGGACAGGAGAAGUACUCCAGAUAUAACAAACUGACCCCAGCCCCCGACACAUAAACUACUGCAGCAUAAAUACUGGAGGCUGAGACAGGAGGGGUCAGGAGACACUGUGGCCCCAUCCGAGGACACCCCCGGACAGGGCCAAACAGGAAGGAUAUAACCCCACCCACUUUGCCAAAGCACAGCCCCCACACCACUAGAGGGAUAUCUUCAACCACCAACUUACCAUCCUGAGACAAAGCUGAGUAUAGCCCGCAAAGAUCUCCGCCAUGGCACAACCCAAGGGGGGCGCCAACCCAGACAGGAUGACCACAUCAGUGAAUCAACCCACUCAGGUGACGCACCCCUUCCAGGGACGGCAUGAGAGAGCCCCAGUAAGCCAGUGACUCAGCCCCUGUAAUAGGGUUAGAGGCAGAGAAUCCCAGUGGAAAGCGGGGAACCGGCCAGGCAGAGACAGCAAGGGUGGUUCGUUGCUCCAGAGCCUUUCCGUUCACCUUCCCACUCCUGGGCCAGACUACACUCAAUCAUAUGACCCACUGAAGAGAUGAGUCUUCAGUAAAGACUUAAAGGUUGAGACCGAGUUUGCGUCUCUGACAUGGGUAGGCAGACCGUUCCAUAAAAAUGGAGCUCUAUAGGAGAAAGCCCUGCUUCCAGCUGUUUGCUUAGACAUUCUAGGGACGAUUAGGAGGCCUGCGUCUUGUGACCGUAGCGUACUUGUAGGUAUGUACGGCAGGACCAAAUCAGAGAGAUAGGUAGGAGCAAGCCCAUGUAAUGCUUUGUAGGUUAGCAGUAAAACCUUGAAAUCAGCCCUUGCUUUGACAGGAAGCCAGUGUAGGGAGGCUAGCACUGGAGUAAUAUGAUCAAAUUUUUUGGUUCUAGUCAGGAUUCUAGCAGCCGUAUUUAGCACUAACUGAAGUUUAUUUAGUGCUUUAUCCGGGUAGCCGGAAAGUAGAGCAUUGCAGUAGUCUAACCUAGAAGUGACAAAAGCAUGGAUUAAUUUUUCUGCAUCAUUUUUGGACAGAAAGUUUCUGAUUUUUGCAAUGUUACGUAGAUGGAAAAAAGCUGUCCUUGAAAUGGUCUUGAUAUGUUCUUCAAAAGAGAGAUCAGGGUCCAGAGUAACGCCGAGGUCCUUCACAGUUUUAUUUGAGACGACUGUACAACCAUUAAGAUUAAUUGUCAGAUUCAACAGAAGAUCUCUUUGUUUCUUGGGACCUAGAACAAGCAUCUCUGUUUUGUCCGAGUUUAAAAGUAGUAAGUUUGCAGCCAUCCACUUCCUUAUGUCUGAAACACAUGCUUCUAGCAAGGGCAAUUUUGGGGCUUCACCAUGUUUCAUUGAAAUGUACAGCUGUGUGUAAUCCGCAUAGCAUUGAAAGUUAACAUUAUGUUUUCGAAUAACAUCCCCAAGAGGUAAAAUAUAUAGUGAAAACAAUAGUGGUCCUAAAACGGAACCUUGAGGAACACCGAAAUUUACAGUUGAUUUGUCAGAGGACAAACCAUUCACAGAGACAAACUGAUAUCUUUCCGACAGAUAAGAUCUAAACCAGGCCAGAACUUGUCCGUGUAGACCAAUUUGGGUUUCCAAUCUCUCCAAAAGAAUGUGGUGAUUGAUGGUAUCAAAAGCAGCACUAAGGUCUAGGAGCACGAGGACAGAUGCAGAGCCUCGGUCCGAUGCCAUUAAAAUGUAAUUUACCACCUUCACAAGUGCCGUCUCAGUGCUAUGAUGGGGUCUAAAACCAGACUGAAGCAUUUCGUAUACAUUGUUUGUCUUCAGGAAGGCAGUGAGUUGCUGCGCAACAGCCUUUUCUAAAAAUUUUGAGAGGAAUGGGCCGAUAGUUUUUUAUAUUUUCUGGGUCAAGGUUUGGCUUUUUCAAGAGAGGCUUUAUUACUGCCACUUUUAGUGAGUUUGGUACACAUCCGGUGGAUAGAGAGCCGUUUAUUAUGUUCAACAUAGGAGGGCCAAGCACAGGAAGCAGCUCUUUCAGUAGUUUAGUUGGAAUAGGGUCCAGUAUGCAGCUUGAAGGUUUAGAGGCCAUGAUUAUUUUCAUCAUUGUGUCAAGAGAUAUAGUACUAAAACACUUGAGCGUCUCUCUUGAUCCUAGGUCCUGGAAGAGUUGUGCAGACUCAGGACAACUGAGCUUUGAAGGAAUACGCAGAUUUAAAGAGGAGUCUGUAAUUUGGUUUCUAAUAAUCAUAAUUUUUUCCUCAAAGAAGUUCAUGAAUUUAUCACUGCUAAAGUGAAAGUCAUCCUCUCUUGGGGAAUGCUGCUUUUUAGUUAGCUUUGCGACAGUAUCAAAAAGGAAUUUCGGAUUGUUCUUAUUUUCCUCAAUUAAGUUAGAAAAAUAGGAUGAUCGAGCAGCAGUAAGGGCUCUUCGCUACUGCACGGUACUGUCUUUCCAAGCUAGUCGGAAGACUUCCAGUGUGGUGUGGCGCCAUUUCCGUUCCAAUUUUCUGGAAGCUUGCUUCAGAGCUCGGGUAUUUUCAGUGUACCAGGGAGCUAGUUUCUUAUGAGAAAUGUUUUUAGUUUUUAGGGGUGCAACUGCAUCUAGGGUAUUGCGCAAGGUUAAAUUGAGUUCCUCAGUUAGGUGGUUAACUGAUUUUUGUCCUCUGGCGUCAUUGGGUAGACAGAGGGAAUCUGGAAGGACAUCAAGGAAUCUUUGUGUUGUCUGUGCAUUUAUAGCACGACUUUUGAUGUUCCUUGGUUGGGGUCUGAGCAGAUUAUUUGUUGCAAUUGCAAACGUAAUAAAAUGGUGGUCCGAUAGUCCAGGAUUAUGAGGAAAAACAUUAAGAUCCACAACAUUUAUUCCAUGGGACAAAACUAGGUCCAGCGUAUGACUGUGACAGUGAGUGGGUCCAGAGACAUGUUGGACAAAACCCACUGAGUCGAUGAUGGCUCCAAAAGCCAUCAUCACCUGUGUGUAAACGGAAGGCAGAUGCCACAAACGUGUUGUCACUGAAAAAUACUGUCAUCUGUGUUAAUACUGGUUAAAACAGUCUACAGUAAAUGUGUAUUUCCAUUUGUGAAAUAAUUUUGAUAUGAUAUGAAAGUAGAGGGAUUUAUGUUUCUAGAAUCAAUUUCUGUUUAGAUGCUGUUUUGGCUGCCAGAGCCAAUUUGCCCUUUAAACAGAACAUGUAAGGUCCUUGAACUAUAAGGAGUAACGCUAGCCUCCUUUGACCCAUUAUUGGGCAGCAUCUGCUGCUGUAUGUCUUACGUGAUGAAUACAUAUAGCCGAUCCGAAAUGGAGGUACAGAUCAAAUUAACCUCAAAAUACCAAUGAAACCCAGAGCCGUUGUUUUACCCUAACACCCUAGGGAUGAAUGCAUAACCUAAAUGGUAAGAGAAUCAUGAGGUUGAAAAAUAUUUGAAAGAUAUUAGGACUAAGAACAUUUUUCAAAAAGUUUCAUGGUCAGAAAGCAUUUUACUUUUCUACUGUAUUUUUAAUGGAAUUAAAAUUCAUAUUUUACUACA